AUGAGACUAAGCGGAGAAUUUUCGAGCGGUGAAGAGGAAGAAGUAAUGGAGAAAUCUGAGGUCGGCACGACGCCGUUUUUGGAACAGAGAAUUGUUGUUGGGUAUGCGUUAACGGCGAAGAAGAAGAAAAGCUUUCUGCAACCGAAUUUCAUUUCUCUUGCAAGGAGCAAGGGGAUAUACUUUGUUGCUAUUGAUGUGAACAAGCCACUGCCAGAACAAGGUCCAUUUGAUAUAGUCUUGCAUAAGUUGUCCGGAGAGGAAUGGCGUGAUAUUAUCGAGGAUUUCAGGCAAAAACAUCCCGAAGUAAUUGUUCUUGAUCCCCCAGAUGCAAUUCAACAUUUACACAAUCGCCAAUCCAUGCUUCAAGAUGUGGUGGAUCUAAACUUAUCUGAGAGCAACGGCAAGGUUGGCAUCCCUAGUCAGCUAGUCAUCACAAAAGACAAAGACUCAUCUACUAUUCCAUAUGAAGUCACCAAAGCUGGGUUGAAGCUGCCAUUAGUUGCGAAACCUCUAGUUGUGGAUGGCACUGCAAAGUCGCAUGAACUCUUUCUUGCUUAUGACGAGUUCUCUCUUUCAGAGCUUCAACCUCCUCUUGUACUACAAGAGUUUGUGAAUCAUGGCGGUCUUCUCUUUAAAAUCUACAUUGUUGGGGAAAGCAUAAAGGUUGUGAGGCGUUUCUCUCUUCCUAAUAUCAGUAAACGAGAGCUAUCAAAGGUCGCAGGUGUAUACCGUUUUCCAAGAGUCUCGUGUGCAGCAGCUUCUGCAGAUGAUGCUGAUCUAGAUCCUAGUAUCGCCGAACACCCACCAAGAUCUUUGUUGGAAAAGCUUGCAAAGGAGCUUCGACAUAGAUUGGGACUUCGUAUGUUCAACGUAGAUAUGAUUCGAGAAUACGGGACCAAGGAUGUAUUUUAUGUCAUUGACAUCAACUACUUUCCAGGGUAUGGAAAAAUGCCGAACUACGAGCCUGUAUUUACGGAUUUUCUACUUAACCUAAUGCAGAACAAAUGUAAGAAGAAACUCACUGUCUAA
Messenger RNA from Lathyrus sativus (Indian pea), 1029 nucleotides. The record is from the annotation of a GenBank genome assembly. Lineage: Eukaryota; Viridiplantae; Streptophyta; Magnoliopsida; Fabales; Fabaceae.